UUUCAAAAACAGAUCCUCGAAUCAGCCUGAACAUCCAGAAUGUGGCUCCAGGUGUCUCUCCUCUGUCUGUCCUGCUUAACUCUAAGCCAGGCCCAGGACAGAGCAUCCCUCCGCCGCUCCAAUGACCACACUGGGCGCUGCCACUACACCUUCACCGUGGCCAGCCCAGAGGAGUCCAGCUGCUCCGGGGGCAGCAUGAAACCAGAGAUGGAUGGAGUCUCAUCCCGUCUCACACUGCUGGAGGCUUUGGUCAGCCGUCUGAUAGCAGGAGGGGACGGAGGAGCGGGGACUGGAGCUAAGGGUGAAGAGGGUAUCCAGGAAGCGUACUCCCAGGUGAUGCGGGAAAGAAACCAGCUGCAGCAGGACAAGGAGCGCCUGAGCGGGCAGGUCCAGGAGCUGCAGAGGAGGCUGGCCGAGCUGAGCCAGGAGGCAGAGAGCCUCAGGCAGAGACCCUGCCAGCAGACACACACCUCAGGGGCCAAGCAGCGGGAAAACAGACCUGCCAGUGACCCUGAAUAUGAUUUAGGGAAUGGUGCAUACCAGGAGAUGAAAGCAGAAGUUACCAAGGUUCCAGCAUCCCAACUCAUUCCUGAAGGAAGUCCCAACUUCACAGGCUGUGGAGAGCUGCAGUCAGUGGGAGAUCCCGUGUUGCACAAGAAGGCUGACAGUAUCACAGGGAAGUACGGGGUGUGGCUGCAGGACCCCGAGCCUCAGGGCUCCAAUUACAACAACAAGACCGUGUGGCGUAUCGACACAGUGGGUAAAGAUGUCCGCCAGGUCUUUGCGUAUGAAGACAUGGAUCAGUUAUCCCAAGGCUUCCCUAUGAAGGUCCUGGUCCUGCCGGAGCCUAUGGAGAGCACAGGGGCCACCAUGUACCGCGGUUCCCUCUACUUCCAGCGCAAACGCAGCCGCACCCUGAUCCGUUACGACCUGACUUCUGAGCGCCUGGCCUCCCGCCUGGAGCUGCCUCACGCCGGCUUCCACGGCCAGCACCCUUACUCCUGGGGCGGCUACACAGACAUCGACCUGGCGGCCGACGAGCAGGGCCUGUGGGCGAUCUACAGCACAAACAAGGCAAAGGGGGCAAUUGUGAUUUCCAAGCUGGACCCUGAGAGCCUGGAGGUGAAGAGGAGCUGGGAGACCAACAUCAGGAAGAACACGGUGGCCAAUGCCUUCAUGGUGUGUGGACGCCUGUACACUGUAGGCAGCUACACAGCGCCCAACACCACCAUCAACUAUGUGUUCGACACAGCCACCGGCAUAGGGAGGGCUGUCUCUGUGCCUUUCAAGAACAAGUACCGCUACAACAGCAUGGUCGACUACAACCACGCCCAGAGGAAGCUGUUCUCUUGGGACAACUUUCACAUGGUCACCUAUGACAUCCGGCUGGGGAAAGCGAGUAACAGCAGCAGCUAAAGCCAAAGGCUGUUUACAGGACUGUGCUGAUGUAAGUGAAUCAGAUAAGACGUGAUAAAGUUGCUUUGUACUGCGGAUAUCGCUAAGCUUAGUAUGUUUUGCAUUAUAAAAAAAUGUGUUUUUUAUUACUUUUGUAAAUAAGAUCUAUCAUGGCAACGAAAAUCUAUGCAUAAAGCAUAUUAUUGUACCCUAUUAACGCCUUGGUUAGUCAAAACAGUAAUCGUUGUUUAAAAUAUUUUUGUUAUCUGUUUAUAAAUGUUCUCUUUAUUUAAAAUCCCAAUAAACCAAAAACAUAUAAAAUCAA
This is a messenger RNA of Eleginops maclovinus (Patagonian blennie), 1720 nucleotides long. RefSeq names its product myocilin-like. Bases 40 to 1416 code for a protein of 458 amino acids. The transcript is spliced from 3 exons. Gene Ontology annotation, biological process: osteoblast differentiation; signal transduction. The record is from RefSeq and is a predicted model, not a curated record. Gene Ontology annotation, cellular component: Golgi apparatus. NCBI's taxonomy places the organism in Eukaryota, Metazoa, Chordata, Actinopteri, Perciformes, Eleginopidae.